CGGCGCCAGGGUCGAGCAUCACGGGCUGUAGCACCGCGGCCUCUCUGCCUGCAGCACCACCUGGCGCGGGCCAGGGUCCGGUGAGAGAAAAGAUGUUUUCCCGGGUAAGAGCCGUUGUCACUCCUUGUACUUUGACAUGUCGUCAUUUGCACCUGAAGGAGAAAGGCAAGCCACUCAUGUUGAACCCACGAACAAACAAGGGGAUGGCGUUUACGUUACAAGAACGACAAAUGCUUGGUCUUCAAGGACUUUUGCCUCCCAAAAUAGAGACACAAGAUAUUCAAGCCUUACGAUUCCAUAGAAACUUGAAAAAAAUGACUAGCCCUUUAGAAAAAUACAUCUAUAUAAUGGGCAUACAAGAAAGAAAUGAGAAACUGUUUUAUAGAAUACUGCAAGAUGAUAUUGAAAGUCUGAUGCCAAUUGUAUAUACACCAACAGUUGGUCUUGCCUGCUCCCAGUAUGGGCACAUUUUUAGAAGACCUAAGGGGUUGUUUAUUUCAAUCUCAGACAGAGGUCAUGUCAGAUCGAUUGUGGAUAACUGGCCAGAAAACCACGUUAAGGCUGUCGUGGUGACUGACGGAGAGAGAAUUCUGGGUCUUGGAGAUCUGGGUGUCUAUGGGAUGGGGAUCCCCGUUGGGAAGCUUUGUUUGUACACAGCAUGUGCAGGAAUACAGCCCGAGAAAUGCCUGCCUGUGUGUAUCGACGUGGGAACUGAUAACAAAGCACUAUUAAAAGAUCCCUUUUAUAUGGGCUUGUAUCAGAAACGAGAUCGUUCCCAACUGUAUGACGACCUGACUGAUGAGUUUAUGAAGGCGAUUACUGACAGGUAUGGACGGAACACACUCAUCCAGUUUGAAGACUUUGGGAAUCAUAAUGCCUUCAGGUUCUUAAGAAAAUAUCGAGAAAAAUACUGUACUUUCAAUGACGACAUUCAAGGGACGGCUGCAGUUGCUUUGUCGGGUCUUCUCGCGACCCAAAAAGUUAUUAAUAAACCAGUCUCAGAACACAAAAUCUUAUUUCUUGGAGCAGGAGAGGCCGCCCUUGGAAUUGCAAACCUUAUAGUCAUGUCUAUGGUGGAAAGUGGCCUCUCAGAAGAGGAGGCACGGAGGAAGGUCUGGAUGUUCGACAAGAACGGCUUACUAGUUAAGGGGCGGGCUGCUAGCAUAGAUAGUAACCAGGAACCGUUUGCUCACUGUGUCCCUGGGAACAUACCUGGAACUUUUGAAGAUGCAGUAAAUGAACUUAAGCCUUCAGUUAUAAUUGGAGUGGCAGGUGCUGGCCGGCUUUUUACUCCUGGCGUAAUCACGUCCAUGGCCUCUAUCAAUGAAAGGCCUAUAAUAUUUGCAUUAAGUAAUCCCACAGCACAGGCUGAGUGCACAGCUGAAGAAGCAUAUACACUCACAGAGGGCAGGUGUUUGUUUGCCAGUGGCAGCCCGUUUGAGCCAGUGCAGCUCCAGGAUGGACGAGUCUUCACCCCGGGCCAAGGAAACAAUGCGUAUAUUUUCCCAGGUGUGGCUUUAGCAGUUAUUCUCUGUCAGACCCGGCACAUCAGUGACAGUGUUUUCUUGGAAGCUGCAAAGGCACUGACAAGUCAGUUGACCGAUGCAGAGUUAGCCCAAGGGAGGCUGUACCCAUCACUUGCUAACAUCCAGGAAGUUUCUGUUAACAUCGCUAUUAAAGUUGCAGAAUACCUGUAUGCUAACAAAAUGGCUUUCCGAUACCCAGAGCCUGAGGACAAGGCCAAGUACGUUAAAGAAAGAAUAUGGCGGAGUGAUUAUGUUUCCCUGCUCCCGGACGUGUACGAUUGGCCGGAGUCUUCACUGAAGCCUCCUCAGAUGUCUGAAUAGAAACUGCCCCAUUAAGACAUUCCGUGCUUCAGAGAACCACUAUUUUCAGACAAAAAGAUAAUCUUCUCAGAGUUGAGUGUCGCCUGUGCUUUAUUCCUCCACACCACUUGCUUGGCAUCUCUUUCUGUGAAUCUCUCUCCUUGGGGACAGACGUGUUGACUAUACUGCUGAUGCCCACCAGUGCCCACAGUCCAGUACUGAGACCGCGUCAGUCCUGACGGUUGUCGCCAUUGUGCCCUUGUUGGAGCCGGCCACAGUCACCUUGCUGUUACAUGAAUGUAUCCUCCACCUCCACUCAGCUCUUCCAGGGCUGUGGAUCUGGGUACAGAGUAUUGAGAAGAAGCCAAAAUUUACCUAAUUCCAAAGAAAACUUGUCAGUACUUAGAACUGUUCUUUUAUAUGUUUUCACUUUCAUUUUACUUUCGUGCUCUGAAGUCCAUUUGUAGUAUACAGAUCUGGGGAAAUAUGAAGAAAUCUCCCCAAUUUCCUGGAACUAAAUCCAGGCUAACUAACAUUAUAGACGAGUGGGAGGAGCCAGUGCUGCCUUUAGACGAGCUGAAGAGUCGCUUGCAACACUGUACAAAAAUAAAUACUACUUAUUUAAUAAAAGUAAUACCUUAUA
This is a messenger RNA of Alexandromys fortis (reed vole), 2469 nucleotides long. RefSeq names its product NAD-dependent malic enzyme, mitochondrial. The record is from RefSeq and is a predicted model, not a curated record. Gene Ontology annotation, molecular function: malate dehydrogenase (decarboxylating) (NADP+) activity; NAD binding. The coding region runs from base 93 to 1847 and encodes 584 amino acids. Gene Ontology annotation, biological process: malate metabolic process; pyruvate metabolic process. The transcript has a single exon. Lineage: Eukaryota; Metazoa; Chordata; Mammalia; Rodentia; Cricetidae. Gene Ontology annotation, cellular component: mitochondrion.